UCACGUUAAAAAGCGCUACAGACAUCUUUUUGGACUGUAAUACAUUUAGCAUAAUUUUCAGGUUGCUACUUUUGUAUUUUCCAUGAAAAUAUUCGCACCGCUUUAUGGAAGAGCUGAUAUAAUGUUCGAGGGAGUUCGUAUUUUACGUCUAAGCAUGUUCUGUGAGUAAUGAUUUCAUGUUCGCCAUCCAAUUGGCAGCAUCUAUUCCACACCAGCGCGUCAUCGUCACUUCUACGAAACGAGUUGUAAGCAAAUGAGAACAUGUGAGGAGAUCUGAGAGUGAGAACGGCAGAUUGGAGAUUGGCUAUGUGAGAAAUACUAAAUGCGUGUGAUUAAUUUUAUCAACAGGACAAGAACAGAUUGAUGCUGGACUGUGCUCUGUCUGGAAUUGUCGCUUUAAAAAAGAACUAAAAAGGACAUGCUGGUCGCAUAUUUUGAAAAGUAUUUCAUUUCAAUUGCGUUUGUAAUCGGUUGUAUGUGAGUGGACUUGCAUUUGCCUGCCUUAUACAUCAAGAUUGGAAGAUUGAGUAAUCCGGCUAAUAAUUUACGGCAAUCUCGACGGCUCACUGCAUCUCUUCUAGUAUCUGAAAUAUCAUCUGUUGCUGCAGCCGGAUUAAAAAAAAACAUCGAUAACUGACAUUGUCAUGGAUUGACCGCAGCUGUUGGAGAUGUUGACUAUUAACAGUUCACCAGUAACACAACUGAACAUGUUUCAUUUAAGGUAAAAUGGGAGAAAGAUUGUUGUUACUGUUAUUGCUACUCUUAUCCUUACAUGCGGGUUGUGAUAUCCUACUGCAGACGAGCCAUUAAAAAUGACCAAUCUCCCCAAUUGCCGGCUUCUCUGAUAUUGGAUCGUUACCUUAUUGAAUCUGAUCAGACUGUAAUAUCCGCGUCACGAGACGAAUUUGGAGACGAUACGAACACCGUGGAGGUAUUGUCUUCCUGGCGGUUUAAUUCCUUCACAACUGAGGAUAAAUGUUGAUGAUGGAGGAAGACGAAUUGGAAGCUCAUCAGGUUGAUAUUGAUUCUGAUUUUGAGCCGCAAAGCCGGCCCCGCUCGUGCACUUGGCCACUGCCUUGUCCAGAGGAUUUCCCCGGGGUACAGGAGGUCAAUGGGGGUCUUCCACUGACCACCAUCAAGGUGGAACCGGAUGACAGUCUAACCGUUUCUGCGUGUAGAGCGGGGAGAAUGUGUGGCGCGCCGACGGAGCUGAAGCAUCCAGCCGGCGCCCCGACUCCAACCGGCUCGACGCACCCAUGCUUGGCCGGCGCAGCACUCGAUGUGACUGGACAAUUGCGCAAAGCCAAAUCUUCGCGGCGGAACGCAUGGGGCAAUCAGUCGUACGCGGACCUUAUCACAAGAGCCAUUGAAAGUACCCCUGAAAAAAGACUUACGUUGUCACAGAUCUAUGAUUGGAUGGUCCGCUAUGUGCCCUAUUUCAAGGAUAAGGGCGACAGUAAUAGCUCGGCUGGAUGGAAGAACUCCAUCAGACACAACUUGUCCCUCCACACGCGUUUCAUCCGGGUGCAGAACGAGGGGACGGGCAAGUCAUCCUGGUGGAUGCUCAACCCCGAAGGGGGCAAGAUGGGCAAGGCCCCUCGCCGGAGAGCGGUCUCCAUGGACAACAGCGCCAAAUACCUGAAGAGCAAGGGCCGGGUCACCCGCAAGAGGGUGGGCCGACCGGGGAUUGGCUCUGGUGCCCCGGGGGGACUUCAGGCUUCCCCUAAGCAGUGUAGUCCACCUGUGAAGGUCCUCAAAGGCAACGUAGUGGGAGCUGCAAGUGUGGAGGGAGAGUUUGACGCCUGGACAGAGCUCCACUCUCGGGCCAGCUCAUCCGCUUCGACCCUGAGCGGUCGUCUGUCACCCAUUUUGGCUGAGGGCGAGCUGGAGGAGCCAGAGGAAGGCGGGCUGUCCUGUUCGGCCUCACCCCACCUCUAUUCCUCCCCGUCAUCCAGCGCACGCUCACCGGCCAUGGGGUCCGCCGGGGGCCACUGUCCUCCUGUGGAGCAGUUGCCCCAGCUGGCUAACCUCACAGGGGCGAUCAGUCUUGAAGAGAGGCUCCUGGAUGAUGGUUACCACCAUCACCAUCCUCAAACAGCGGCGCGCCACAAAAUCCCACCGGUCUAUCACUACAACCCUGGGGUCAAAGGUCAGGGUUCGUAUUGUGGAGCAGCCUACAGUCAGGCUGGGAUGGGCAUGCUGCGCCACCACUCACCCAUGCAGACCAUCCAAGAGAACAAGCCGGCUAGUUUCCCCGGCAACAUGCGCGCCUACUCCGGGAUGAACGCCCUGCAGAGCCUGCUGUCAGGGGGCCCUGGGGUUCCAGGCGGCCCGGGGGCUCCACAGCUGUACUGUGCCAAGGACAUGAUCAUGGGCCAAGAGAGGGACGCCCGCCCAAUGAUGGGCCCCUCCACCAACGGAGAGAACUCCACCCGUCACGGCCACCACCCGGGACACAACGGGCACAACGGCACCCUUGGCAACCACAGCUCGGUUCUCAGCCACGACGGAGCUGCUCACAGCCAUAACCGCAACUCCGUGACUGGGCACCACUCGCCUCACUUGGGCCUGAGGCAGGAGCACGGCAGCCACCCAACCUCAGCACGAGCCCCGGCCCUGGCGCCGCGCAUCAGCAGCGGUCACCUCCAGCCCUACGGUCACAAGGCCCCCUACCUGUACAGUCCGCCGUCCCACGCCCACCUGCCCGCCUCCACCACCCUUCCCCCCAACCCAGCCGGCAUGCUGGGGAUGCCCCAGGACUCGUGCCACCUGGCCACCGCCCCCCACCCGUCGCACCCCCACCACAACACAUACCCCGGGCCGCAGCACCAGGGCAUGGGCGACGGACCGUACCACCACCCGCAGGUCCUGGGGGGAGGCGGCGGGGGAGUUGGCAGCUACCAUGGCAGUUCGUACCACCAGCCACACCCCCACGAGAGAUUACCUGCCGACCUGGACCUGGAUAUGUUCCACGGGAGUUUGGACUGCGACGUGGAGUCCAUCCUCCUCCACGAUAUCAUGGACUCCGGAGAGGAGAUGGACUUUAACUUUGACUGUUCCCUGGCCCAGGGUGUGGGCAUUGGGAUGGGGGUCGGCAUGGGGGUGGGGGUUGGUACAGGAAUGGGGAUGGGCAUGAGCGGACUUGCAGGCCCUCAGCAAGCUCACAACAACCAGAGCUGGGUGCCCGGCUGAAUCAUGACUCAGGGUGCUGCAGGCCUGCCCUCAAACAGACCCCACCCCCGACCCACUAAUGUGGUGGACAGCACUGUGCUUGACUAUGUGAUUCCUGGACUGAGAACAGAGGAGAUAAACAUGCAGCCAGUCACGCCCCAACCCUUUCUAUGUUGUUAUAAAAUGUCCCCAUUCUAUCCCUCUCUCUCCUGACUCCCCUGGGCCCAGUUUUUCAAAAAAUUAUCUGGAUUUUGCAUAGUGGAUAAGAUUAAUGUAAUAGACAUACACUAAAUAGAAAGUCAAUAUUUUGUCUGUUCUAUUCACUGUAUUUCUAGGCAGUUAAUCCUAUAUGAUAGGCAAAAUCAAGAUAGAUAACUUCCCCCGGGGGGGAUUCUAGCUCAUUUCAUAUAAUUUUUUUUCUCUCUCAUUAGCUGUAAACUGUGAUGACAAUCUCAAAUGUGUUUUUGGCCAACAUUCUCACUAUCUCAUCUACUACCAUGAGACCUCAAUUUACCAAGCUCCUUAAAACAAGUGGGUCAAACUGGGUUCAAAUACUCUAAAUCUGUCAUUCUCAAACUUUUUACACCAUGUACCACCAGAAAAUAUUUCACUGAAUAUAUAUCCACUAAAGGGAGCACUGAUUUGAUAAUUUGAGAAAAUAAUUGUAAAAAAAAUGUGGGGCUUGAUUAAGGAUCCUAGUGCAGUGGAACCAAUCGAAUUGUUGUAGAAGUAUAAACCCUGCCCAUCUGGCAGUCAAGGGAGAGUAGAGGAAAUAUUUAACUUGUCUUAAAUAUUUUAAAUAGUAUCUGAAACCAGGUGUGACCAAGUAGCAGGCUAACAGAUUCUGAACCCAGGUAGCAGGCACAUUCAUGUAGAUUUUUCCAAACAAGUUAUCGAAUCAGGUUCAGUAGAGACAUAUAAUGGGGUUGCUAUGCUGCUAUGCUACAAAGUUUACUAUCACUAAGAACAGUGAAAAUAUGAGAUUUCUGACUGAUUGGUUAUUUGGUCUCUAUUCCUGGCUCACAUUAGGUACAAUUGAAUGACUAAUUUAGUCAAAUGUAAUACCUGUGCCUCAUUGAGAACUAUAAUCUGGUGCUUUACUUUGCUGUGGAAGUAAAAAAUGUCUGUAAUAUCAGUCUGUUACCUUCUGUCAUUAUGUUAAUUGAAUUCCUCUUUGGAGUACCCAGACGAGAAAAUUCAAAACGCUGUUAUCACCUUGUCUAAGUCACCGGGUUUUUUUCCCGUGCCAGCUUUUCCCUCUAACCUCUCUCUUCGUCUUUCUCCUCUGCCAACGGAGACAAACUGAUCAUCCCUCACGCCAACCCAUUAAACAGCGCUUGAUUGAAAUUCAGCAUCUUGCUUUUAAUCUCCAAAGUGAUGCUGCAGCCAUGCAUCAUUAUUGUAAAUCUCUCAUCCCUAUCUCUCCCUCUCACCCCUCUCUCUUUCUCCCUCCCAUCCCUCUCUCUCUCCCCCCUCUCUCUUUCUCCCUCCCUUCCCUCUCUCUCUCACCUCUGCAGUUGUUGCUAGCGUAAUGCGCGGUAAAUAACGCCUUGUUCAAGCGAAGGGCCACCGUGCCGGCCGUUGGGCAUCAUCUGUUCAGGAAGGGCACAAACGGGGAAGACAACCCACACACACACAAUAAUAAAGCAGAGGUUGGUAAAUAGGUCAAAAGCAAGAUUGUCAUUAUCGUAAGGUCAUGAUCCUCCCCCCCAUCAUUUUGGGGCGUGUCAUAAACAAAUGGUGUAUUUGUGUCGUAAGUCAUCAGCAUCGUCAUCUGUAUUUUGUGUUCCCUUGCACAUGUUCUGAGAUCAUCGGACUGAUUUGGGCCCUGGUGGGAGGUUGAGUUUAGACUGGUUGUCAGAUAGAGGCGGAGAGUGGGGGGGGGGAGACUACGAAAACAAUCAGCCAAUCGGAUUGGCAUUAAUCUCUGUCAAACAGGGUUGCUUUCCCUUCCAGGUAGGAAGGAAAGUAUCCUACCACACAUCGCCACAGUCACUGUGUUUCUUUUGUGGUCGUUCUUACUUGUUGUCGUUGUAAUGUUGUCGUUCUAUAAGACGUACAGGGAUAUGGUUCAUGGGUUUUAACCGCAUGGUAAUGUGUGCAGACAGAAGGCUACAUCAGCCCCAUGAAUUGACCGACGGUGUGUGUUUCUUUAUAAGUGGGGAGUCCAUACACUGUAACUCAAGCCCCCACACUCAAGUUCCACACAAAAUCUCAGGAGACGAGAGAACCUCUGGGUCGUGUUCAUUAGCGCACAACUUACCAAAGCAUUUAAAAAUGCUUUGUGACGAAAACGAAAAGGAGAGUUUCUCAUUGGUUCAAGCCAAGGUUGUCCAUCCCUGAUUAAGCCUGUUUUUGUUCACUGGAUGCCUAAAGAGCACGACUCCGCUCUCAUGGCUCCUUCUAGAAGGCACACACUGCGGCAGACUUAACUGAGUAAUACUACCAGGGAUGUCCGAAAAUGUACACCGUACCGCGGAUCUCCUAAAAUGUACUCGAUUCCAGGAAUUCCUAAAAUAUCCAAUAUGCCAAUGGCAUAUCAUGCCAGACAUUCAGGCCCCUUCGUCGAGAUCAACAUCCUUACUCUAGGAUAUCAUCUCUCAUUCAGUCUCAGUGUGGAUUAUUUGUGGAAGGUCUUGCGAAAGGACCCCUUGGUAGGGAUAUGUCAUAGCCCGCACUAAAAAUAUUUAGUGACACCCUGAUAUUAGGAAAUAGAGAUAAUAUCUAAUUUUAUUAAACAUAUAUUUAUUUAUGAAAGAGGUGGGUCUUUGUCUCCCCUGAGGGUGGUAAUUUAUGAGCCAACUCCAGUUCCCUUUUAUAAUUUUGUUUCUGCGUCACACUUACUUUCCAGUUAUAAGGACUUUUAUUUUGUACAAAAAUCUAUAUAUUGAGAAUAUUGUAUAAUAGUUUUUAAACACACAAAAAAAAGAAAAUAUCAAUUUUGUUGUCUAUUUCUUUUUUUAAGAGAAUGUAACUCAUCAU
Molecule: messenger RNA, 6153 nt
Organism: Esox lucius (northern pike)
Lineage: Eukaryota; Metazoa; Chordata; Actinopteri; Esociformes; Esocidae
Product: forkhead box protein O3
Exons: 3
Coding region: 976-3192 (738 amino acids)
Biological process (GO): regulation of transcription by RNA polymerase II
Cellular component (GO): nucleus
Molecular function (GO): RNA polymerase II cis-regulatory region sequence-specific DNA binding; DNA-binding transcription factor activity, RNA polymerase II-specific
Source: RefSeq, a predicted model, not a curated record